Messenger RNA from Telopea speciosissima, 2705 nucleotides. Its product is annotated as receptor kinase-like protein Xa21. The transcript has 4 exons. Lineage: Eukaryota; Viridiplantae; Streptophyta; Magnoliopsida; Proteales; Proteaceae. The record is from RefSeq and is a predicted model, not a curated record. Bases 1 to 2613 code for a protein of 870 amino acids. Gene Ontology annotation, biological process: protein phosphorylation. Gene Ontology annotation, molecular function: protein binding; ATP binding; protein kinase activity.
AUGGCUCUUCAUCAGCUUAUUCUAGUUUUCAAUAUUUUCCUCUUUGCUGGGAGCUCAUUGAGGCUGCUAGAAUCAGUCACCCCUGAUGGUACAAAUGAUCGACUUGCUUUGCUGGAGUUUAAGAAACAAAUAAUUGAUGAUUUGUUGGCCAAUUGCACUCGUCUAAGAGAAAUUCACUUCUCCUUUAACAAUCUCGUCAGGAAGAUUCCGGUUGAACUAUUUACGUCUUUGUCAAAGCUAGAGAUAAUUUCUAUUAAUGACAAUGGCUUAAUAGGAGAAAUACCAGCUUCUUUUGGAAACAUUUCCUCCCUCCGAGUCAUCUCUUUGAAUGGAAAUGAACUGCAGGGGAGCAUUCCAGAAUCCUUUGGUCAGCUAACAAACCUAAACUUUCUAUCACUUGGUCAAAACAAGCUAUCUGGUAUGUUCCCUGUCUCACUACAUAGUCUCUCAUCUCUUGAAGUUAUUUCUUUCUACCGAAACCAACUGCAUGGGAGCCUUCCACCAGACAUAGGCCUCACUCUUCCAAAUCUCAUUAAACUAUUACUUGGAAUUAACUUUUUCUCAGGAAGCAUUCCAAAUUCCAUAUCCAAUUUUUCAAAACUCGAAAUAGUUGAUCUCGGGGAUAACAAUUUUAUUGGACCAGUCCCUAACAACUUAGGAAAUCUUCAAAACCUUCAAGUAUUCAGUAUUGCUGGAAAUCAAUGUGGAACAGGGAAAUCUGAUGAUUUUGAUUUCUUAAAAUCAUUGGUGAAUUGUACACAUCUGAGGUUUUUGGCCCUACAAAUUAAUUGUUUUAAGGGUCCCCUUCCCAACUUUAAAGCCAAUCUCUCAACACAGCUCUCGAUACUUCAUUUGGGAGGGAAUCAAAUAUCUGGAAUCAUUCCUACUGGGAUUGAGAAUCUCAUCAACUUGACCGAUUUGAGCUUGGGUGAGAAUUUUUUGGAAAGUAAUAUUCCUUCUGUUAUCGGGAAACUUCCAAAGCUUCAAAGAUUAUUGUUGGGUGGAAAUAGACUUUCUGGACAGAUACCUUCAUCUAUAGGCAAUCUCACUUUUUUGUAUGAACUCCACUUAGAAGGCAACAACUUGAAUGCAAGCAUUCCUACUAGCAUUGGGAAUUGUCAACGGUUACAGUACCUAAACCUUAGUCACAAUAACCUCCAAGGCCCAAUACCUAAGCAACUCUUUCUUAUUUCCUCCUUAUCAAUAUCUCUUGACUUAUCUUCUAAUUCUUUGGUCAGUUCCCUACCAAUUGAAAUUGGAAACUUGAAGAGUCUUUCUACAAUAGAUAUCUCCAAUAAUAAACUGUCUGGAGAAAUUCCCUCCUCUGUUGGUGACUGUAAUAGUUUGGAACAUCUUUAUAUGGGUGGUAAUUUGUUUGAAGGAACCAUUCCUCAAUCUUUGACUCUUUUGAAGGGGCUUCAAGAUUUAGAUCUCUCACAUAACAACUUGUCGGGACAAAUCCCACAAGAUCUAGAGAAACUUUCAGUGUUGCAAAGUUUGAAUUUAUUCAUCAAUAAUCUUAAGGGGGAGGUACCAACAAAAGGAAUCUUUGGAAAUGCAAGUGCAAUUUUAGUGAAUGGAAAUGAUAAGCUUUGUGGGGGAAUUGCAGAGUUACAUAUGCCCACAUGCAAAAACCAUGGAUCUGCCGAACGAGAAAAGUCCAAGGCUUUUAGAAUAGUUCUGACAAUAAUCGGUAUGUACAAAGGGAUUAUUGAUCAGCAUGAAACAAUUGUCGCAGUCAAGGUACUCAACCAUCAAAAUCCAAGAGUUUACAAGAGCUUUAUGGCUGAAUGUAAAGCACUAAGAAACAUUCGGCAUCGAAAUCUUGUCAAGAUCUUAACUUCCUGUUCAAGUCUUGAUUUAGAAGGCAAAGAUUUCAAAGCACUUGUUUAUGAGUUCAUGCCCAAUGGGAGUCUAGAUGAUUGGUUGCAUCUGCCAAUGCAGGCAAAUAAUCAUUCAAGGAGUUUAGGCCUUCUUCAAAGACUCAACAUCGCAAUUGAUGUGGCUUUUGCAUUGGAUUACCUUCAUUACGACUGUUAUGUGCCAAUUGUUCAUUGUGACUUGAAGCCAAGCAAUAUUCUAUUCGACAAUGAUAUGACUGCACAUAUUAGUGAUUUUGGUUUGGCAAGGCUACUUGUAGAACCUGACGACAAUUCAUCCCAGGCACAAACUAGUACCAUCGGGAUAAAAGGAUCUAUUGGAUAUGCUGCUCCAGAAUAUGGCAUGGGUGGAAAGGCAACUAUACAAGGGGACAUAUUCAGCUAUGGGAUCCUUUUAUUAGAGAUGUUCAUAGGAAAAAGGCCAACAGAUCAGAUGUUUUCCGAUGACUUGAAUCUCCGUAACUUUGCAAAGGCAGCUUUACCUGUACACGUGAUGCAAAUUUUUGAUCCAAUACUCCUACCCAAGGAAGAACACAGUGAAGAAAGUGAAGAUGAAGCUAUCAACAAAACUGAUGGUCCUAGUCAUAGGACAAAUAAAUUGCAAGAUUGCAUGGCUUCAAUAAUUGAAAUUGCACUCCAAUGUUCCAUGGAAUCGCCAAGAGAACGUUUGAACAUGAAAGAUGUUGUGAGGGAACUACGUUUAAUCAAGGGAAAUUUUCUUGAAGCUCUAUAAUUACAGAGGAAAUACGCCUGAUUAGAAGGUAAUUCUUACUUUAUUACCUUUGUAGUUCUUGUGUUGUCUUGGAAGUUUAAUGCUCAUGAAAA